This is a messenger RNA of Cydia fagiglandana, 853 nucleotides long. RefSeq names its product trypsin, alkaline A-like. Bases 1 to 789 code for a protein of 262 amino acids. The transcript has 4 exons. Lineage: Eukaryota; Metazoa; Arthropoda; Insecta; Lepidoptera; Tortricidae. Gene Ontology annotation, biological process: proteolysis. The record is from RefSeq and is a predicted model, not a curated record. Gene Ontology annotation, molecular function: serine-type endopeptidase activity.
AUGGCGACGUGGGUAUACCGUUUUACAGUCUGCACCCAAUACCACCUCCGCAUAGUCGGUGGCGCCAUCACGACCAUAGAGCGGUAUCCGAUCGUGGCUCAACUCCUGCUGGACGUGUGGGGCCGACGUGAAUUCGUCCAGCAUUGCGCUGGAGUGAUUUUGACGUCGCGUCACGUUAUAUCAUGCGCCCACUGUUAUCAAUACAGCGCUGGAACGGGCCUCAACUACACUCUCCCAAAAUACUGGAAGGUUCGCGUUGGCUCAUCCUUCCGCAGCCAAGGCGGGGUACUCCACAAAAUCAAAACCAUCAUCAUACACCGAGACUUCAACAAGUAUUACUACACCAACGACAUUGCGGUACUGGUUGUCUCCAGGCCUUUUACCUUUGGGCCUGGAGUCAGACAAGGCACUAUUGCGAAACUCGGAAAUGAGAUCAGGACGAAUUCUUCGUGUACCGUUAUUGGAUGGGGAGCAACGGAGAGCACUGGAAUGCUGUCAGAACAGCUACGUUACGCCACAGUUUACACAGUUGAUCACAGACUUUGCGUCUAUCGAUACAAUAACAUUAUGGCGAAAAUUUCAGACUCCAUGCUCUGCGCUGGACAUCAAGACGUGGGCGGUAUUGACGGGUGCUUUGGAGACUCAGGAGGUCCAUUGCUGUACAAAGGAGUGGUCGUUGGAUUGGUCUCAUUUGGGUUCGCGUGCGGACAUGCGUACUAUCCAGGAGUUUAUACUAAAACAUCGAGUUACACAGAUUGGAUUCUUAAAACAAUCGCAACUUAUAAGUAAAAUAUUAGGGUUUUAAAACUAAAAUCUAAAUCAACACGACACGUAAAAUUAGCUACUACUAGCA